AAUAGAAAUGUCAAAUUACGAUUCUUUCACAAGUGUGGAAUUUUCAAAAGAGAAGGAGAAGGAGGAUCUUGAUGUACUUAAUGUCAAGAAAAUUUCCAAAAGUACCAAUAGCUGAGAUGACACUGAUGAAAAUUUCAAAACAACAAAGAAGAUGAGCUUUGCUAGAAUACUAAAAAAGGUCUUAUGAUGUUCAGGCAACCAAUACUCAAAGAACUCUGUGGGAAGCAAAAGAAGGAAGUAUCUCCCUGAUCAUCUCAAGGAGCACAUUAUUCUUAAUGUUGGUAAUCGACCGAGCAGGAGAUCAAAGAGAUACUCAGGCUCUACUGUUAAAAAUGGCAUAAGGAAUGAUAUGCUUAUCCUUCCUCCUUGCCUUGAAUUAUUGGAAAUGGAUCCAAAAGAGAAACCUAAGAAGUGAAAUCCCCAGCAGUUAGAGUUGCUAGAAAAUACCCAAUUGGGGUCAUAUGAACGAGUUCUGAACAAAAGUCGGAGUGCCAUGAGUCUAAAUCGCCGUAAAACAGUUGGGGUUUUCCUAAGUAGAUUCAGGGAGCGGAAAUCUAAUUGAAAUACUAGUGAUAACACUUUUGGCCAGAUUCUUGACCCUGAUUCGGCUAAAGGCGAGGAUAUAUUAUCUGAGGGCUGAUCUCCAGACAAGGCUUAAUAUGGGAAUAUUUAAAAAUUCUUUAUAAUUGGUUUGACAAAAUUUGGAAGUGCUACAUAAGCGGGCUACACCUCCAUCCUCCCCUAAAAAGAGCCUUAAGGCACUAAAUUAAGCUAAAACCUUCAC
Messenger RNA from Moneuplotes crassus, 784 nucleotides. The record is from the annotation of a GenBank genome assembly. NCBI's taxonomy places the organism in Eukaryota, Ciliophora, Spirotrichea, Euplotida, Euplotidae.